Messenger RNA from Suillus subaureus, 1341 nucleotides. RefSeq lists its product as uncharacterized. The transcript has 2 exons. The record is from RefSeq and is a predicted model, not a curated record. Lineage: Eukaryota; Fungi; Basidiomycota; Agaricomycetes; Boletales; Suillaceae. Bases 100 to 1218 code for a protein of 372 amino acids.
ACUGGACUGCCAGCUGCGCCACGUACGGGGAACCGAACCACCCUCCAGGGCAGCUCCUGUCAUCGAGUUGGCUACUCCCGGCACUCACUGGCAUGCAGCAUGUCAGGCGAGAAGAAAUCCUGGCCGAAACUGCGAUCUCCUUUCCGAAGGACUGUCCCUCACGAAACCUCACGAAAACGCUCUGAUACUCUGGGUAACAGCAAAAUCUCCAAUACCACUCUCAGUUCCGUUAUUGUCCCAGUGUUCGAAGUUGAACCCCGUAAAACAUCCCAACAUGUCACUCAUACCGAAAACGUGCGAUCCUUUUCAACGGAAGAGUCAUGUGUAUCACAUCCACAGAAUUCGUUGGCGAGUCAUGGAGACAGCUAUGACUCCAGCUGGAGUGCUCAGACGAGUUGUACUACUCCAGGCGCUAAUCUCGGCUCUUUUUCUGGUCAAGCAGUUUUGCCUGCCGGAAAAUGUUCUCCUAGAAUAAGCGGAGAUCUUGAGGGAAGGCUAGGUAAUGCAUAUCGCCACAUUCAAAACAUGCCCCCCUCGCCAAUAUCACCCACUAUUAGUCAAUUGACUGGCGAUCCUCGCACGUAUCAUAAACAACUAGGAGUGCCCCAGCAUUCGGUCAUUAACCAGCCAACGCUAGAGAUGCCGAGCCUUCCGAAUCCUUAUGCGGCGCAUGCAAGAUCACGUUCACAACCCCUUCCGUCAUCGUUCCCCUUUGAAUCUCUACCUACGUCAUGGACUUGGGACGAUGCACCUGAACCGAGUAGUGCUCCCCGAUUUCGUCAUGUUCAAAUCAAGGCACAGUAUCACCAACCGCAAAUCGAUAUUAAUGACCAUCCUAAUAAUCGCCGUUCGACAACGACUUCAGUUCAUUCCUCCCAAACCUCGCCCCCCAUGAUCCUCGGCCCCGUAAAACCUAUCCGCCGGUGCCGUCGCACCGUUAUCGCCGCAGUCAGAGGAUGGCCAUAUUACAUCAGAGCUUCCCCUACGAAGGAGGUCAAAGUUGAUCAAGCGACAACCAGCAGCACUGUUGCAUGUUUCAAGUCCAUCCCAAUUGUCAUAUUGCAUUACCUCGGAGGAGACCCGUACCGCAGAGGAUGGCCAUAUCACCAGAUCCCCGCUUCCAAAGAGGUCAAAGUUGAUCAAGCGGCGCUCGCCGGUCCCCCAUGUCCCAAGUUCACCCCCCUCAUCAUCAUACUACAUCGCGUCAGAGGAGACUAAUACUCCUCCAUCCAACCAAGAAUCAAACUCCAAUAAGGACGUCCGUAACCAAAGUCUUCUGCCACUCGUUAGGCCUCCAUCGCCACUACGGCUAGACAUACCGAUACAUCAGCCAUGGCAUGA